UUCUGAAAUGUAAUAUUCAGAAAAUUACAACUUUAUUCAUUGUUUUGUUUGUUUCUUAUAAUAUUAUAGCGUUUAAAAAAUAAUGUCUUUUUUUCUUUAAUAGUUCAACAUUAUGCUACUAAAAUGACGUUACUGUUCUCAUAAUAUUAUGUUAUUCUCAAUUACUGCUGAUUUUUCCAUUUUUUUUAGUUUUAGUUUUUUUAGUUUUAUGAUGAACUUAUAUUUUUGGUCUUCGGACACCCCUAUUGUUGGUCUUCGGGCACCCCUGUGUUAUACUAACACCUAUCACUAGUAACAUCGAGUAACAUUCACCUUGUGCAUAUUUGUGGCAGUUUUUAAUAAACAUAAGGUCUAUUUGAAAAUUUAGUUUUAACAAUACUGUACAAAUAUAGUGGUCUGUAUCAUAAUAUUUAUAAAGUAGCAAAUUACUUUGAUUAGACUAUUGUCUCAACAGAUCAGAAGGUCAUCAGAAGGUUAUUCAUGUAUUGGACCUUAAAUGUCAAACAUGCCGUACUGGACUCACAAGGGCUAAUUUCUGUAUGUCAUGUAUCAUGAGUGUGCUGUAAACAGCCAAUAUUAUGUAAAAGCCCCUCAAAAAGCAUAUGAAUGCCCACCUAGACACAGAGUAAAACAUGUGUAACGUAUUGUAUACAUGUUCUAUAAACAAUUACCCGCUGGACUAAGUGCAUAUAAAGUGAAGGUAUGCAGUCAUAUUUAUUAGGCCUUUCUUCUUUAUUGUUUUAAAUACUUCUAAAAUGUAAUAAUACUAAUUCAAGGAAAAAAAUCAACAAUAUGUCUGAGACGGGUUUUAUACUUAAGUAAAAUGUUAACAUUUUUAGGCCAUAUUAACAGUUUUUUUAAACAUUGAAAGUAGAGACCGACAAUAAAUAAUUGCAGUACGCAUUCUCUCUCCCCAAAACACACGCUCACACAUAAAUCAUACUCCCCCGUCACAGCUUAUUCUCAUUAGCAGAGUUAAUGUUGUCAUAGGAGCCAUCAGCCAGCUGGGCUGCAGAAGCCAUUUGGCGGGUGGAUUCAGUUACACCGUGGCCUCACAAACACCUCAUUCUCAGCGAACGUCCACCCCGGCAUCUGUUUUGAGGUCCAGCAUGUUUCACAAGCACGUUGCACAAGGAGGGAAGUGGCCAUGAGUGGGAGGAGUGUGACGUUUGGUUUGGUUUAGGUUAACAAAAGAGCAAAAUUCAAGCCACACGUUCGUAAGCAGGAUGUUCUUGUGUAUUCUAGAGCAGUGUUUUCCAACCUUUAUCACUUUUUCACACAGGUUUAGGACUUUUUUUUUCUCCCUUAAAACUAAGUUUCAUUUUCUGUUCAGUUGUGUUAUCACUGAGUAAUAUUUAAAUUUGUUUGAUGAUCUGAAACAUUUAAGUGUGACAUGCAAAGAAUAAGAAAUCAGGAAAGGGGCAAACACAUUUUCACAUAUUUAUGUACCUUCUGACAUUAGUUUGCAAUGUUUUUCCUGCCUGAAAAUAUCACAACAAUGAAUACUUGAACUCGACAGCACGGUGGAGCAGUGGUUAGCACCUCUACCUUCCAUGGGUUUUUCUUUGAAUACUCCAGCUUCCUCCAUCACACGCAGUAACAGAACAUGCAUGUUAGGCUAAUUAGAAUCUCUAAAUUGUCCAUUUGUUUGUCUGUAUGUGUCCUGUGAUAGACUGAGGACAAGGACAAAAUGAAUGGAUGGAUGUUUGAACUUCCUCUGCAUUUGAUUACAGAAUUGCAAGUUAAUAUUAACAACAUAUAUUGAAAAAGAAAGAAAAACUAUCACAUCUGAUGACUAAACCAAGUGGGUUUCAGAAGAGAGUUGGAUUUUGGCAAUGGGGCUUGUAGCAUGAAGCAAGAUGAGAAUAUCAAGCGUCGAUGUGGGUGAUUGGGCUUGACUUAUCCAAACAAUCUACAGUCCCAACUAUUGAUUAGUCAGCCCGUCCAUGUCUGGCCAAUCCAGUCUAGUGAAUAUGCUGUAGAAAAAUCAAAGGUUAAUGAAAUGAAAGAAUUCUAGACAUAUAAUUUAGUAGCCAGGAAGGUUUGUAAAACUUUGAAGCCUUUGCUUUUAAAGGAAAACGGAACUUUUGGGGGGAAUUUUGCCCAUCAUCAGUAAUCUUUAUGUGAGACAUGAAAAACACCUUGAACGAGGCAGCUAACAAUGCACGUAAUGGGACUCACCUAUUUCGACUAUUAGCCCUCUAAAAAGACCCUCCAAAACAUGCCAACAAUGUUCCAUUUACUAAUGUAACCUGCGUAUGAACCAAGCUACAGCAACAUUGUGAUUUUAGGAGCUAACACCGAAGAACUUCUUUUCUGGCGUAGUGACACAGCUCCACUCGCACAUUAGGCCACUACCGAGAGGUAAGGUUAGCCGCCGAAUCUGUUGCUGCUGCGUCGCCGGUGAGUUUGGAAAAGUUAAUACUAGGUGAUGAAUCAUGCCUCGCACAUUUAUAGUUGAAGAUUGUGACAAUGAGUUGGUACAUUUUGAGAUUCCACACACUACCAACUAAACAUCAGGACAUACUGAAGCAGUGGAUAAUGGCUCUCAACUUAGACCCGACGACAUCGAGGGAGACUCAGCCGGAUGCUCAUUUGCUCUCCGCAUUUUUUACUUGAGGGCUAUCCUGAAUUAACAGCUCUACGAGGAGCACAAGUCUUGUGCUGAAAGAUACAACCAUCCCAUCAGUCGGCAUUUUUUGAUGUGGAGAAUGGCCUAUCAGUGGGUCGCAGUCCUCUGGACACUCAGACCAGCCCGGGUUCGGGCCUGGUCCUCCAGUCCAACGUCCCGCACAGUCAGCGUCGUGAGUCCUUCCUCUACCGCUCCGACUCUGAUUAUGACCUGUCUCCCAAAACCAUGUCACGCAACUCAUCCACGGCCAGCGACUUGCAUGGAGAAGACAUGAUAGUUACUCCAUUUGCACAGAUUCUCGCCAGUCUACGAACAGUGAGAAGUAAUUUCGCUGUUCUCACACACUUGCAAGACCGUGUGGGGAACAAGUGGCCAUCCAGCAGCAACCAGCCACCUCUGUGUAAGCCAUGUCAUGCAGAGGAGCCUUAUCAAAAACUAGCAAUGGAGACUCUGGAAGAGCUGGACUGGUGUCUGGACCAGUUGGAGACGCUUCAGACGAGGCACUCGGUCAGCGAGAUGGCUUCUAAUAAGUUUAAGAGGAUGCUAAACCGAGAACUGACUCAACUAUCAGAGACCAGUCGCUCAGGGAAUCAGGUGUCAGAGUUCAUCGCCAAUACCUUCCUCGAGAAACAACAUGAUGUGGAGAUCUUGUCUCCACCUCCAAAGGAGAAGGAGAAGAAGAAGAGGCCCAUGUCACAGAUCAGUGGCGUGAAAAAGACCACGCAGAGCCCCAGCCUCGCAUCUACCUCCAUCCCUCGUUUUGGAGUCAACACCCCACAGGAGAACCUGCUGGCUGGCGAGAUUGAGGACCUUAACCGUUGGGGUCUGGAUAUAUUCAAGAUAGCAGAACUCUCUGGAAAUCGCCCUCUGACGGUCAUAAUGUUCUCCAUCUUCCAGGAGCGAGAGCUUUUAAAAACCUUUAAAAUCCCAAUGAACACCUUCAUCACCUUCAUGAUGACGUUAGAGGACCAUUACCGUGCUGAUGUAGCUUAUCACAACAACAUCCAUGCUGCUGAUGUGGUGCAGUCCACACACGUGCUCCUGUCCACCCCGGCUCUAGAGGCUGUCUUUACAGAUUUAGAGAUCAUGGCUGUUUUGUUUGCCAGUGCCAUCCACGAUGUUGACCACCCAGGCGUCACUAACCAGUUCCUAAUAAACACAAGUUCUGAGCUGGCGUUAAUGUACAACGAUGCCUCAGUGCUAGAGAACCAUCACCUCGCCGUGGGCUUCAAACUACUCCAAGGGGACAACUGUGACAUCUUCCAGAACCUCAGCAAGAAACAGCGAGAUUCCCUCCGCAAGAUGGUGAUCGACAUGGUGCUAGCCACAGAUAUGUCUAAACAUAUGAACUUCUUGGCGGACAUGAAGACCAUGGUGGAGACCAAGAAAGUGACCAGCUUGGGUGUUCUGCUUCUUGACAACUACUCGGACCGAAUCCAGGUUCUUCAGAACAUGGUUCAUUGUGCCGACCUGAGCAACCCGACCAAGCCUCUGGAGCUCUACCGACAGUGGACGGACCGCAUCAUGGUGGAGUUCUUCACACAGGGAGACAGAGAGCGUGACAAGGGAAUGGAGAUCAGUCCCAUGUGCGACAAACACAAUGCCUCCAUUGAGAAGAGCCAGGUGGGUUUCAUCGACUACAUCGUACACCCUCUGUGGGAGACGUGGGCAGACCUGGUGCACCCCGACGCUCAGGACAUCCUGGACACCCUGGAGGACAACAGAGAGUGGUACCAGAGCAUGAUCCCUCGUAGCCCCUCACCCUCCAGCCCCGAGGAGCCCCACGCCGAAGUGAGACCGGGAGGAACCGUGGGGGGGCCUAACCCUGCAGCAGCGCUAGGCGGGGACAAGUUCCAGUUCGAACUCACACUGGAGGAAGAAGAGGAGGACGAGGAAUUGGACUCUGACCUGGAAAGUCCACUGGAGGAUGACCCCCAGUCGGGGGUGGAGCGGCACCAGGACUCGCCCUCUCCCUCGACGUCCCCGGACGCCGGCAGCAGGUACCGCCCCCCUUCACCUCAUCCGUUAUGGGCCUUGAUGGGACUUGAGUCUGACGUUGCAGAGCGCCCGCCCUCAUAGGCCAGGCCAGGAGGAAAGCACCCCCUGCUUGCAUAAGGGCACAUAACAACCAGCACAACCUGCCCUGCCGAGAAGAUACAGCAGCACCAAGAGGAAGGCAGGGCGGGCCCUUACCUACCAAUAAAGUCUGUAAAAUCACCACAGUCCCUUUACACUGGAGACAGCCUCUCUGUAGACGGAGGGAUGAUCACCCUCUUUUUGAUUUCAUAUUCAUUUUAGCCUCUCUUCGGGUGCCUAGUAGGUUCAUUUGCCACCAUGCUUUGGGAGCUUCACUUGGGAGUGUCCACCGCAAUCCAACCGCAAAGGAAGAAGAGUUACGCCGAGGCGACGCCCUUCCAGAACAAAAGGUAAAAGAAACGUCUUCCUCCUAAAUAACUGUAACAUCUGGACACGAGCGAAUGAGAGUUGCAGUGGUGUAACAGGGUCCUGGAAAUGACAUUUUUGCACCAUUUAGAAUAUGAGAGUCCGAUGUUUUUUUUUUUAAUGUUUAAAAAUGUUGAGAACGACGUGAGAGUUGAAGUGUUUGUUGAGGAGCAGCGAGAGAAUCAAUGGACCUAGACCUCAGGGUAUGAAAAGUCAAAUCGAAUGUAGCGUGGAUGUUGUGCAUGCACCCGGAAAUUGUCCUUCCCUGUUUGACUUACCUCCAGAGGCAGAGUCUCUGCGUUGAAGUGAAACCCUUUAAAUUCGGCACCGAAAGCAAUCAUCGAACCAGCUUGUAGCAGCACACAGAUUGAGCACUAAAGAAGACACUACCUGUAUCGAAGCUUUAUUGUUUGUUUGUUUUUUAUACCUGAGAUUUAUUUAAAUGGUGUCCUUGUUUGAAACGUAUGUCUUUUAUCACGUCUUCAUUGUACAUUUGCUGGUCCCGUCCGUGUUUAUGUGCUUGAAAAGCAUUUUUGCUUGAUUUAUCAGGGUGCCUCCAGUCCGCAGUAGCACUUUACCAUUUCUGUCGCUCAGCUCUUGUUGAUGUGUUCCAAAGGGCUUCACCCACCGUAGGCCUCCACACCAUGAAUACAGCACCAGGUACCUGAAGGCGGGCAGGAACCAAGAACCCAUUUCUUGUUUUGAAUUUUACAAAGUAGUAAAAAAAUAUGUUUUUAGAUGACUUUAAAAUGUCUCCGGUAUGAAAUCAUGUUACAAAUUGGUUUAUUGUUAUGCCCAUCCGAGUGUUUUGCACAAAAUGUUAUGGAGCUGCGUGGCAAGGUUGGUUCAGCCUUGGAGGAGGUAUGCUCUCGAGCACUCGUAAAGCCAACAAGAUGAAAGUUCCUUGGACCGAAAUACUUCAUAAAGUUUACCAGACAUUGGUUAAGUAGCUCAGCAUGGAAAGAAACAGAAGCUGCAUUAUUCUUUGUAAUUAUAGGAAUAAUAAUAAUAAUAAUAAUAAUAAUAAUGAAAAGAUGACGCAUUCAAGGACAUUUAGUCCAGUUCUUAAUGUUUUUGCUCGUCUUUGUCCUUCAACCCUAUCAUUUCAAACGGUGCAGCAUUUUUUUAUUAUAUUUUGACAUAUUUAUUUCUACUUUUAAGGCUCCCGCGACCCUAACGAGGAUAAGCGGCAUUGAAAAUGAAUGGAUGGAUGGAUUUCUACAUUUAAAUACUUUUAUUAAAAAAUACAUCAAAAUUGUGCAAAAAAAUGACCCUUAUUUUUUUUUUAUUUAAAACAUUUUUUUACAAAAAAACAUUUUAACGGCUCAGUGCAACAAUGUAGAAGCAAUGUGAAUCCCAAACAUGAAAACUGAAGUGAAAAACAAAAUUCUGAUUUUUUUUUUAGUUAUGUUUUUUAUACGCUAAAUAAAAAUUAUAGAAUAAAUUAAUGAAUUACAUGCAUUAUUAUAUAUCAUCAACACUUUAAUCAUUAUGGGGGUGUCCACAGUGGAGGCCAGAGGACAUUUUUAUUGGUCUUGGCAUACUCUUAACAAAGGAAAUUUAUAAUAAAUUGUGAUGACAUAUUACAGUAAUAAUUAUUUGCUAAAUUAUUUUCUGCCAUGGUCAUGAGGAGUGAAAUGUUUUUUUAUUUUUUUUAAAUUACAAUGUUCAACUUUUAAAAUAUUUUUAGUAUAUUUUUUUAUCUUGAUUUAUUUAUCUGUACAAACCACUGUACGAGUUGCUGGCUGGCACCAGCAUCGUUCGAGCAGGACUAAAUAUACUAACAGACCUGCCAAUCUUGAAGAAAUGUUAUGAGUGCGAGUAGUCCCCACUGCUUCUUAGGGCCCCCCUGACACCUUACCCCACUAUGUGAUGGAAAAAGCUUGGACACCCCUGCUCUAUAUCCUUCAAAGGGGACUUCGCUGUCACGACUUGAAAGCUUAGUGUUUCCUUCUUGGCUUCUGCAGGAUGAGGUGGGAAAGACCCGCCAUUCAUUAACUCUAGUGCCUUUAAAUAAUACAAAAAAGAAUGUACAGUAGUUUAAUCUAGUUUGUGGUUAAAUCACGCAAGCCCAAAUAUUACCUGACACACAAACAAAACAUAUUUAUUACUACAUUUUAAAGUUCCAAGAGUGGGGGCUCGUUUCCUGCCCAGCCCACAGGUACACUUGGUUAAUAAAAAAGAAGAAAAAAAAGGAGCACAGGUGUGAAAGUUGCAGAAAGAAAUGACUGUAAUUCAAACUGAUUGUCUUAUUUGGUAGUAAAGUGCUUGACUGGGAUAACUGUGUGCCAACGGUGUUAUAAACACACACACACACACACAACACACCUGCCAGCCUACAACGCUACAUUUCUACACUAGAGAUUCUAAAUGGAUGAUUGUAUCAAAGACAGUGACUUUGUAGUGAUAAUUUUUACCAAGCAUCAAUGUCAACUGUAUUGAGAGCGGACAGUUUCUUAGAGUUUGUGCGGCUUACAAGUAGUAGUGCUCUGCCAUUCUAAUCCGAGUGUUUGAGGAGUUCUUGCGUCUGUGUGUAUAUUCUGUGUGUGUCCCGUCUAGAGCAGUAUUUGUGGCCAACACACAGAUAGAAAGACCAGGAAGCAAGCCAGCACUACACGUUUUAAUGCACUUCCUGGUCAGGCGGUGGUAGAAAACACUAGUAAGUCGUAUUGAUCAGCCUUACAUUUAGUGGAGUGUUGGCGGUUGAUGUUAAAGGACCAUUGUACUGUUUCGGACAUGCUGAGACGAAAAAUAUAAAUACGGUGUUCUGGAGUGAAAGAAACAUUUGUUUAAUACAGAUUGGGAUUCUACGACGGAGUGUUAGGGCCAUAUUGGAAAAAAAAAUCAGAGAAAAAAUCCGCACGUCAUCAAUUUACGACAAUAAAGUCAUAAAUUUAUGAGUUAAAAAGUCGUAAAAUUAUGACUUCAUAUUCCGAGAAUAAAGUCGUAAUAUUACGACUUUUUUCUCUGAGAAUAGUCGUAAAUUUACGAGAAUAAUGUUGGAAAUUUAUGAGAAUAAAGUUGUAAUAUUAUGAUUUUUUUUUCUCAUAAAUUUACGACUUUAUUCUUGAGAAAAAAAGUCGUAAUAUUACGACUUUAUUCUCGGAAUAUGAAGUCAUAAUAUUACGACUGUUUUACUCAUAAAUUUACGACUUUAUUCUCGUAAAUUGUCGACUUUGUUUGUUCUUUUCUUGUAAAUUUACAAGAAUGAAGUCGUCAAUGUAUGAGAAAGAAAGUCGUAAAUGUGCAGCUAUUCUCGCAAAUUGACGACUUUAUUCUCGUAAAUGUAUGACUUUUUUUUCCUAAAUUUACGACUUUAUUGUCGUAAAUGUCAGACUUUUUUCCUCCUAAAUUUACGACUUCAUUCUCGUAAAUUGACGACUUUAUUCUUGUAAAUGUGUGACUUUAUUCUCGUAAAUGUACGACUUUUUUUAAUCGUAGAUUUACGAGAAUAAAGUCGUCAGUUUAUGAGAAAAAAGUCGUAAACGUGCCACUUUAUUCUCGGGAAUUGACGACUUCAUUCUUGUAAAGGUACGACGUUUUUUCUUGUAAAUCCAUGACGUUAUCCUCGUAAAUAGAUGACCUUUUUUCUUAUAAAUUUAAGACUUUAUCCUAGUAAAUAUACGCCUUUUUGUCUCUGAAAUUUACGAGAAAAAGUCAUCAAUUUACGAGAAAAAAAGUUGUAAAUGUGUGACUUUAGUCUCGUAAAUUUAUGACUUUAUUCUCGAAACCUCUGAGGUUUUUUUCCAAUGUGGCGCUAACACUUACGAGAAUAACGUUGUAAUAUUACGUGUCAUACACGUCAGAGGGAAAAUAGAGCAUAGCUCUUCAGGAAGGAAGGAAACUUUGCUCUUGGCGGCAAAACUGAGCAGUUGAAAUAAAAAUUUAUAUUACGACUCUUUUUCUCGUAAAUUUACGUCUUGUUUUCUCAUACAAUUACGACUUUAUUCUCGUAAAUGUACAACUUUUUUUUCUCGUAAAUUUACGACUUUAUUUUCAAAAUUGCAGAUUUAUUUUCCCUAUGUGGCCCUAAUACUCGGCCGUACGAUUCAGCUUUGCACAUUAGCAGAUUUUCAGAGCUUUAUUUUUUUCAUUUGCAGCAAGGCUCUCCAUAAUUACACUGAAAGUAGUCAGAGAGGUGCUCGUGGUACGUAGUGAGCCAGCUUGAUAUUUACACACUUAACCUUAUGAACACCCUGACUCAUCACAAACCAACAGGCACUUAUUAAGCCAAAUUCCUACCUCGCUCACGGUGCCACCAGAAUAACACGUUACAAUGUAACUGUACCGCACGGACUAAGCGGGUAUUGAAAUAGAGGCAUAAACACCCAUACUAAUAAUAUUUUAUUCUUAUCUAUAACCCGCAAGGCAUGCUUGGGAGCUCACAGGCACACUUCCACAACAGGAAGUUACCCAACAUACCUUGCAGGUAUAAAUUUAGUAUAAAAUGGCGCUUAGAAUUUUGCGGCGUCACUCUAUCUUGUUUUUUCAAACUGUUUUGUGGUUGAAUAUGGCCUAUUAGUUAAAAAAAAAAAAAUUAAAAAAAAGAGCAUAAUUAAGCAAAAUUUAUGUACAGUGUUCCCUCGCUCCAUCGUGGUUCGCCUUUCGCGGACUCGCUGGUUCAUGGAUUUUUUUUGUGCAAUUUUAGUGCUUUUUAAUUUCUUUACAGCGUAUGAACGCUGCUGUUAUAGUCCGAAUCUGGCCCUUUAAGAAGAAUUGCAUUGUGGGAAGUUGAGUGUCGUAGUUCUACGCUUUAGGCGGUGUCUCUCUUCAGUCUGCACCGCACAUUGUCUUCUACGUCCCGAUUGGCUGUACACCAUUAUCAAUCAAUCUGCUUCGUGCCGCCUACUAACCGGCAAUACUGUAAACAUACAUACUACAAACCGUGUGAGGAAAAUACGACAGGAGCGAUAUCCUCGUUUUAACGAGCAUACAAAAAACGCUACAGUACAGCGGAAUGGCGCCAGGACGACAAGGCAGUCAGAGGAGUGAAAUACACGUGAGUCACUAAAUAAUUUCUAGUGUCCAACCUAGUAGGUUGAUCAUUACAAUUCUACUUUGAGAGUGUUUAAACAAGCGAGAAAUGUGAGAAAACGUUAAUGCCUGUCUGAGAAAAAAAAAGAGUAUAAAGUGUCUGGUGAGGGGUUUUACAACCUUAAAACAUAUAAUUGUACAAAAAAUAUAUAGUUGGCUACUUCGCGGAUUUCACUCAUUGCGGGCUAGUUUGGGAACCCAUCCCCCGCGAUAAACGAGGGAACACUGCAUUUGCAUUUUCAAGCACAAAAAUGUCUAAAUGAACUAAAAUACAAUAAGGCAUUCAGAAGAUGCAUUCAAAAACAUUGCGGUGAGUCGCAGUAUUCUACGCUUGUCACUAGGAGUCAGUAAUGCUACUGUAACGCUCGGUGAGACGCACAAGCACCGGACUCGAUCGUCGUAACAGUAGGCUUUUUUUGCAGGUUUGAAUUAUCUCACAAUAGGCGCGGUAAUCCCUAACACGGGGCGCUGUUGCUGCCGUAACCCACACCAAGAUACAACUCUCAACGUCACUUCCUGUCGGCCCCACACUCAGCUCCCCUAGCAUCGGAACACAUUUACAGCAACACUCGAGCACGAGUCUUAGUCUUAUUAUGACUACUAUAUUGGGUAAUACAAGUGUAAAAGUGACUGUAGGGGUGUUAUUUCAUGUCUAGAGGGCUCUAAUAAUGUUAAAAACAGUAUUUAGAAGGUUGUAAACAGUUUUUUUUAAUGCUCAAACUACCAAAAUAUUUGAUUUUGACUCAUCGCGGUCAGGUCUGGAACCGAUAAACGAGGGAUUAUGGUGUCUCUGUGGUGGCGUUACAUGUGUGUUUCACGUGUUAUUUUUGGUUGCACCGUGAGUGAGGGAGAGAUUAGCACGUCAAAACAGACAUUUUAUGGGAGCCUCAGUUACAGUAUAUCUACUGUACUCAAAAGGUCAACAUGCCAGUCAGCUCCUAACUCAUUUUUAAUUGGCAUAAAAAGUCGUCUGUUGCGUUCGGCGUAUAGCCAAAAGGCUCAUGAUGUGAAACUGAAUGAAUGCGAAGAACGGGCAGACGAGCUGAACUCAGCACAGUGGUUCUUGACAUGAAAACAUCAGUGCCAAAAAGUAUUAUUACAAUAUGCUGUAGGUGUACACGGGUGUUCCUGCACUCGCUCACUUCUUGUGUUGAGCUGUCAUCAUUCAUGUUAAUCAUGUCGUGCAAACGUCUCGAAAGCUAUUUAUUCGUACAUGUCUGUCUGUCGAGGACAAAGUACUGUAAAAAAAAUAAAAUAAAAAAAAAAUUUAAAAAUCAUGUUCUGGAGCCGAAAGAUCAAACAUACUUUCCAAGUAUAGAGAAGAUCUGCCACUCUGAAAGCUUUCGCAUUUUAAAAACCAAAUGAUUUUCGGGAGUUCAGGGUGUUUUAUGUGGGGAAAAUGCCAAUAAAUUAUAUGGAAAUUGAUCUCGCUGUUUGUCCUUUUCAUGAUUCUUACACAGAAUAUUACUUCAAGUUAUACUGACUGGAUUUCCUUUCAUGAGCCACCAUGCACAUCAUCAUCAUCAUCAUAGCUUAUAACUGUGGUAUAGUAUGAUUUUGAUGGAAUACUGUAUGUGUUAGCCACCAUGCACAUCAUCAUCAUAGCUUGUAAGUGGUAAGGUAUGAUUUUAAUGUAAUAUUGUAUGUGUUACAAUCUAUCAGUACAUGUCCACAUUUUCAGCAGAAGCCUCUGUUGAGUCUGACUGGCGCUCCGGUGCAGGCUGGAGGCUUCACCCCCUGAAAAGACGCAAGAGUCACAAUCAUAGCAUAGCUAUAGCCGCCAGCCACUUCAUUACGUACAUCAGGUAGGUCCAAUCCAAGAGUUGUAUCAAAGAUUGACGCUGUGGUAUAUGUUUAUUAUUGGUUGUAGUUAAAGCGCUGGCAUAGGAGCUCAUUGUGUCGAGCGGGUGUACCAAACGCCGUGGCCAGGUGAAUUCAUUUUGAAUGAACACAAAAAAUGAAAUGAGUAAAAAUGACAUGCACGUGCAUCAGUCCUGUGAGAAACACUGACGCAUUUUCAUGAUCAGUCAGCAGAGAAAUGCAAAGAAAGGAAAGAUACUGUUGCAAGCAGAAACAAAUAUAAGUGAAUAAAUGAAGCAGUGUCAAAAAUCACAUCAUUUUCUCACCUUGUACAGCUGGCAAACCAAAUGGAAGAGCGAGGACAUGGCCUUGUCUUCGUGAUCUUCUUUGUAUUCCUGUCAAGAGUUCAGGGAGUUAUCGGCCGGUCUGUGCUUAAUCUCCCCCUGGUGGCAGUAUUGGGAAUUACACUGAGGUGUAAUUUAACUUGGGAAAAUAAUGACUUCAAUGAACACAUACUGUGUUUGCAUGAAAUGCUAUGCAAUUAUCCUAGAAAUGUUUUUUUUUCAUACUACGGUGGCAGGUUAGGGCAAACGUGCAGCAACACCUAACCUAACACUAAGACAGAAAUUAUCCAAAACCAAAAACACCAUAAAACAAACGUAAUGGGAAACUGCUGCACAUUAAAAAUGCUGCAGUUAAAUGACAAUGAAAUGAAAAAAUGUAAAAAAAAAUGCAAAAGAAGAAAGGAUGAAAAUUCAAAAACACACACAAACCCCUAAAAUAACUGCAUAAGAGCAACGCUGCAACCACGGGAGCCAGACCUGGGGGGCGUCAGCUUCCGAUCAUGUUUCUAAAGCUGGGUCUCUCUCCCUGCUAUCC
Messenger RNA from Dunckerocampus dactyliophorus (ringed pipefish), 12787 nucleotides. It is a transcript of the gene pde4cb, whose product is annotated as phosphodiesterase 4C, cAMP-specific b. The transcript has 15 exons. Gene Ontology annotation, molecular function: 3',5'-cyclic-AMP phosphodiesterase activity. Gene Ontology annotation, biological process: signal transduction. The coding region runs from base 2858 to 4711 and encodes 617 amino acids. NCBI's taxonomy places the organism in Eukaryota, Metazoa, Chordata, Actinopteri, Syngnathiformes, Syngnathidae. The record is from RefSeq and is a predicted model, not a curated record. Gene Ontology annotation, cellular component: cytosol; perinuclear region of cytoplasm; nucleus.